GACACUGCAGUAGGCUAAUGUGUCUGAUGUGUGCCAUUUCAAUUUUUAUGAAACUUUAAUUUUCUUUUCUACAUUGCAAAUCAUAUACUUUUCCUGCUCUUUAUUUCAGGAAAAUAUGCCGCUCCUCAUUGUUUUAAAGUGAAGAAAUGGAAGAAAACAGUUGCGUAAUGCAUUAAAACAACUCAGUAAACAAAUUAUUAAUAAAGCAUUCUAUUCUAUUCAGUUUUAAUUUUGUAUCUGCUCGACCGGUUACUUAAGAACUGGCUCAAAAGAACGAUUUGUUCAAGAACUGAACAUCACUAGACGUGUGCUCUGAGCAGUGUUCAUUUAACACUUAGAAUUGCUAUUAAUAUGUUUAAAUGCUUAUACAGUAUGUUUCUCUGCAUGUCUGCAGAGUCUUUCACACAUUUAAUCACACUUAACGCCCUGCUCAUGGCUGGAACCGUUCAGAGAAAGAGGAAGCAGAAAUGUGAGAGGAGGAUGUACUUUUAACCAUAAUUUACAUUCAUACAUUGCAUCGAAGGUAUUUGUCAGUUCUUUCUUUCUCUGGACUGUGAUCUGAUCUGGUUUUUCUCUGAAUAUCAGUGAGACUGAAGUCAAUCCAGAAUGAGAGCUGCCGUCAUCACCAUCAUCAUCACUCUCUGUCUGAUCUCAGGUCAGGUCCUCUGUUUCAGUGUGUUUGGCUGCACUGGAGGGAGUGUGAUGUUCAACUGCACAUACAAGUCUAAUGAUCAGCAUAAAGGAAAGUAUUUCUGCAGAGACAGAGACUGUAGGACGGGCAUCAGUACUGAGACUCAGCGCAGCUGGGUUUAUAAAGGGAGAUUCUCUCUGUAUGACGAUGAAGACAGCAGAUUCUUCACAGUGUUCAUCAGGAACCUCAGCAGAGAGGAUGAUGGGGAAUAUACAUGUGGAAACAAUCAGACAUGGAGUCAUGAUGUUAAAUUAGUAGUGAACAAAACCUCUUCUUCUUGUGGGACGUCAGUUCUCCAGACUGCAUAUAAAGGACAAACAAUCACUUUCCACUGUGAAUAUAAUCAUAUGUUUCAAACACAAACCAAACUCUUGUACAGAGUGAACAGAGAUCCUGUGCUUGUGCUGAACAGCUCACAAUCAUCACAAUCAUCUGAGAAGAAGUUCAACCUGUCUGACAGUCACAAAGAUCAUUUUAAUGUGACCAUCAGAGACAUUUCUGCAGCAGAUGAUGGAGUUUAUCUGUGUGGAGUGGAGAUAUACGGAUCUUCACAAACGAUAACUCACAUCACCUUCAUUAAAGAGAUUCAUCUGAAUGUUUCUGGUCAGUUAACUUCUGUCCAGGUUCAGGCCUACAUCAGUAAAUCAGUCUUCAUCACGUGUAAAUUUCCAGAAGAAUUCAAAGGAAACAAGAAAUUCAUCCAAAAACAUUCAUCGCAGAAGAUCUCUGUUGAUGGACAGAAUCAGUGGGUUCUUCAUGAUAAAGUGCACAUGUAUGAUGAUAUCAGUGAAGGAGUUUUGAAGGUUUUUAUCAGUGAUUUAACUGAAGCUGAUGAAGGAACGUACAGAUGUGGAGUGAAUAUCACUGAUGAUCAUCUGUUCACUGAGAUCACGCUGAACAUCAGUCAAGUUGAUGACUUUAAUGCAUCAAGUAAGUCAGCUCUUAUUGGUGAAAGUGUGAACCUCACAUGUAAUUACCCUGAGAAACACCCGACCAUCAAACACAUCUGCAAAGAGAACAAGGAGAAGAUCUGUGAGAACAUCAGUUCAUCAGAGGAGAACCGCUUUGAGUUUUCUGAAAGCACAGGAGUUUAUACAGUGAGCAUCAGUAAUGUGAGCCUGAGAGAUGCUGGAGUUUACUGGUGUGGAGAAGAAACCAGAGACACACAUCUGACGUCUGUUUCUCUCACCAAUAAACACCAGCUGACUUUAUCCAACAAAACUGAGCUGAUCUUAUCCAGUAAACCUCCGCUGACUUCAUCCAAGCCUCCAGUGGUCAAACGUGAAGGAGAUUCAGUCCAGAUCAAAUGCUCUUAUGAUGAAAAAUAUUCAGCAGAAGUAAAGCAUCUGUGCAAAGGAAAGUGUUUGACUCCAGAUGAUCUGAAGAACAAUCAAUCAGAUGAAGAUCAUGAUAAAAACACAAAGAUUUCAGUAAAGAAUGACGCUGAACUCAGUCUCUUCACUGUGAACAUGACUGACCUGAGAGCAGAGGAUGCUGGGAAAUACUGGUGUUUAGUGAAAGACACGUUUAAUCUUUCCAUUGAGCUCAUGAUCGUCAUGAAGAAAGUCGUCACUCGUGAAGCAUCUGUCGGAGGAUCAGUGUCCAUCAGCUGUAAAUACUUCAGGAAUCAAACACUGAGGUUUUUCUGCAGAGGAGAUCAGCCCAAUAUCUGCUUCAUUGACGGAGUUCGUGUUUCAUCAAAUAACAGAAUAAACAGCAGAUUCUCUCUGACAGAAGAAACCUCUGCUGGAGUCUUUACUGUGAACAUCAGCGAUCUGAGAGCAGAGGAUUCUGGGAAAUACUGGUGUGCAGAGGAGAGUUCUGGGUCCUUCAUCUUCACUGAGGUUCAGCUACAUGUGACCACAGGUAAAAAGAGGCUUUCAUUUGUUGCCAAUACUGAGCACAGUUUCUUCUGUCAGAAGCAUGAAGUCUCUCAGUGA
This is a messenger RNA of Carassius gibelio (silver crucian carp), 2631 nucleotides long. Its product is annotated as polymeric immunoglobulin receptor. Bases 607 to 2631 code for a protein of 674 amino acids. The record is from RefSeq and is a predicted model, not a curated record. Lineage: Eukaryota; Metazoa; Chordata; Actinopteri; Cypriniformes; Cyprinidae. The transcript has 8 exons.